Messenger RNA from Bradysia coprophila, 1106 nucleotides. RefSeq lists its product as uncharacterized. Gene Ontology annotation, cellular component: cytoplasm. The record is from RefSeq and is a predicted model, not a curated record. NCBI's taxonomy places the organism in Eukaryota, Metazoa, Arthropoda, Insecta, Diptera, Sciaridae. Gene Ontology annotation, molecular function: dCMP deaminase activity; zinc ion binding.
UUUCAGCUAACUUUUAAGCGUCAAGUUUCACGUGCUUGAAUUUGUUUGUUUUGUUUUGAAAUCUGUUGCUUUACUAACCAGAAUGAUGCAGUUCACGACAUGGGAUGAUUAUUACAUGGCAAAUGCUUUCCUUGCCGCAUUGAGAAGCAAGGAUCCAGUUACGAAAGUCGGUGCUUGCAUUGUGAACGAUGAGAAGAAAAUUGUGGGAAUCGGGUACAAUGGAUUCCCCAUCGGAUGCAGCGACGACGUGUUUCCGUGGACCAAAGACACUGCCGAUCCACUAAACAGUAAAUACUUGUACGUGUGCCAUGCCGAAGUGAAUGCGAUUAUGAACAAAAACAGUGCCGAUACAAUGGGAUGUGAUCUGUACGUGGCUCUGUUUCCAUGCAAUGGCUGCUCGAAAAUGAUCAUCCAAUCUCGAAUCAAAAAAGUUAUUUAUUUUUCCGACAAAUACGCUGAUAAGCCGACAACGAUUGCUUCAAAAAAAUUGCUAGACGCGGCAGGAGUAGAGUACGUGAAAUUCACUUCAUCAACACUGAAUGGCCGCAUUGAGUUGAAUUUUCGGGAUAUUAACAAUAUUGGCCAAUUGAAUCUGAACGAACAGCAGGCUUCAAGAGACUACUUAUGUUGGUCGGAUUAUUUCAUGUCGGUGGCUGUAUUGGCGUCUUACCGGAGCAAAGUAGCUGGCAAUCAGAUGGGCGCUUGUAUAGUUAACUCCGAUAAUAAAAUCGUUGGCACCGGCUAUUACGGUUUACCGAUAGGUUGCAGCUAUGAUCAUUUCAGUUAUUCCACUGCCGCAGAUCGCGAUCUCUACUUCUGUCAUGCCGAAAUGAAUGCCAUCGCGAAUAAAAACUGUGAAAGCGUCCGGAACUGCACCAUUUACGUUCUGCAGUUUCCGUGUUGCGAGUGCGCCAAGAUUCUCAUUCAGUCUGGAAUCAAGACAAUUUACUUUUUGAACGAAGAGACUUUUGAGUCUACGGAUGCGAGGGCUGCCUGCCGAAUGUUUGACGCUGUGGAUAUAAAGUACACGAGACUUGACAUGGUUACAAGUAAAAUUGUAAUUGACUUUGACGCAAUUAAUAAAUGAAAGCAAAAUGACGUGGCUC